Kuraishia capsulata CBS 1993 is the source of this 507-nucleotide messenger RNA. RefSeq lists its product as uncharacterized. Lineage: Eukaryota; Fungi; Ascomycota; Pichiomycetes; Pichiales; Pichiaceae. Bases 1 to 507 code for a protein of 168 amino acids. The record is from RefSeq and is a predicted model, not a curated record. Gene Ontology annotation, cellular component: membrane. Gene Ontology annotation, biological process: mitochondrial respiratory chain complex I assembly. The transcript has 2 exons.
AUGGACCCUCUUGAAAAGCUGGUUCCCUUAUCCAAGAGACUCUUUUACAAGUGGAAGGCCCUGAGGACGGUGCCCUUCAGAUCCCAGUUCUUUGUUGGCUAUGACUUGUCAGGCAACACGUAUUGGGAGUUCACCAUGGACAGGAACUUCCAGAAUCUCAGACGCAAGAUUCAACCACAUCACAGGAAAGAGUUCACCGUUGACUACUACAAGAACAUUCCUCCGCAAUGGCACCAAUGGCUGAGGUUCGUGAGAAAUAAUCCGCCCACCAUCCAAGAGCUCUUAGCUGAUAAGCAUCGUCAAGAGGCCAUCAAGGAGUUGGCAAAGAGAUCGGACGAAAAGUGGGAAAUGGAAAAGCUACAGUUGGAGGGCCAAACAAAUGCUCAUCUCAAAGAGGAGCUUGACAAAAUCGAACAAGCAAGGAGAAAGGCGGCUGAAACCGCCGUUCCUCAUAGAAGUCAGACUGAAGAGCCAAUCAGAAAGGCUUCGUUGAAACCAAGGAGGUAA